Molecule: messenger RNA, 1413 nt
Organism: Durusdinium trenchii
Lineage: Eukaryota; Dinophyceae; Suessiales; Symbiodiniaceae
Source: the annotation of a GenBank genome assembly
AUGGGGAGCGAUGACCCUUGGCUGACGACAGGCAUCGACCCUUGGAGCGCCGGCCGAGUCUCCAAGAACGGCGUCGCGGCGGCGACGACGACCACGAGCACGGGUCCGGCACCCCGUGCGAGCACCCCACCACCCAGCGACUCAGAGGAGAGUCCCAGCGCAGCGAAAGCGGGUCCUCCCAGUUCUUGGAUCAAUGGAAGCGCCAAUGGGAUCGGCCACGCGCCCAAGCCCAAGCACCCCCCGGCCUCCUUGAAGCCGCAAGCCUUCCAAGCACCGCCCCCAAGUGGGCCGGCCGUGCCAAGCGGGCCGGCAGGGCCCGCUCCACAUGGCCCACCUGUGGCGAAAGUGGCACCCGCAGUUACAAGCACAAAUGCACGGAGUGAGGGCGAAGGCAAAGCAAGCACGUGCUUGUUGCAGGUGCCACACAGCGGGUUUGCCGACGCAAAAGACCCGGACUUGAAGAAGGUGAGCCAAGGUACGCCCAAGUCGCGGACCUUCCACAUCCAAAUCUACAAAGACUCUCCGGACGAGCGCUUAGGCCUUAGGACCGAAGUGGUGGAUGGAGUGGGCUGUGGCUCCGCUGGGCGGGUGCACCGCAUCUUCCACGGAGGGUUGAUUGAGGAGUGGAAUCGGAUGGCCGUGGCUUGCGGCAUGCCGGACUGGGAGGUGGAAGUGAAUGAUGUCAUCAUUGGUGUAAAUGGACGAAUGGAGUAUCAUCCGGAUGACUUUGAAGUUCGCACUGCCACAGAUUUGGACCUGCUGAUCAUGAGGGGUUUCGCGCACAACCCGGUGGCCGUGCAUGCGGUCGGCUGGGCUGAGGAUCAAGGCCGCAGGGCAGAAAUGGAGGAUGGCUUCGUCUUCGUGGACCAGUUCGGCGGCCAGCAGCGCAGCGCCUUCUUCGCGGUCUACGACGGCCACGGGGGGCGCCCGGUGGUUGACUUCGUGACUCGUGAGCUACAUGAAAACUUGUACAAGGAGUUGCGAAGAACUGGUUCGCCAGCCGAUGCUUUACUUCAGGCCUUCCGGCUGACCGAUGAAGACAUGCUACGCAGGAAGAUCACCUCUUCCGGCUGCACUGCAUGCUGCUGCCUUCUGCAGGACGAAGCUCGAGGGCGUGUGAUCUACACCGCACACUUGGGUGACAGUCGCGCCGUCCUGGCACGCAGCGGCAGCGCGACGCGCAUGACAUCGAUGACCGACCAUAAGGCGACCGACCCUCUGGAAGCCAAGAGAGUCAUUGAAGCCGGUGCGACACCGCCGGAUCACCGCCGACUCCGCGGCACUCCGCGGCACGCGGAACGCCUCCCGUCGAAAGCUAGAGCCACUUGCAGAAGGCCCGUUUGGACCGGUUGGUCCAGUUGGAUCAUCUUUGAAGGCCCAGGCCCAGUCCCAAAUAGACGGUCAAUCUCUUAG